Messenger RNA from Pelobates cultripes (western spadefoot toad), 225 nucleotides. The record is from the annotation of a GenBank genome assembly. NCBI's taxonomy places the organism in Eukaryota, Metazoa, Chordata, Amphibia, Anura, Pelobatidae.
AUGGAUAUCGCACCCGUCAACCACCCACAGCCUUGUGGGACAGCUUACGAAGUGAAAGUCGUGCGGGAUGCUGACCCUAUCGCAAGAGCGGGAAUGUCUUGUGGUCUACAGGCACUGGUGCCCGAGCAGGCAUGGCUUUGGAGAGCGGAGAAGCGGAAACAUCCCUGUAAUGCUCAUCGUGGACAAGAGGGCCCCCAGAGUGGCAGUGGAAGUGCUAUGUGGUAA